GUUUACUUGGUAAUAUAUUUAAAUAUUACUUUUGCGAUUUCUGUACUGCACUCUUUGUGACCUUUCAAUUUUGUUAGUUAUUUAUUUUUUUAAGUAAAACGGGAAUUAUAAUAUAUGAGUAUUUUGAGAGGCUUAGCAUCGUGAAAAUGGUGCAAUGGAAAGAGAUAAUCGAACAGAAUUCAAUGGAAGUGAAACCACAACUCGCAGUCUGGCACAUGUUCGUCCUAUGGACCCCUGGCACAGCACCCCAAUAAAAAAGGUGACUCCGCAAGCCAAUGACAGUGUCUCCACACCAGCUCUGCUCGCUGAAGUGAGACAGCCACAGAGGCAAACGGCGAGCCCUGACAGCUCGCUGGCAUCUGGGCUCAGCAGACAACGUGGCCAGCAGGUGGUGGACAGCCUGGUCCAGAAGCAGCGGCGUGAGCUGCAGCUGCUCGUCGCCGAACUGAAGGACCGCGACCGCGAGCUGAACGACAUGGUUUCGGCCCACCAGAAGCAGCUGCAGGCCUGGGAGGUAGAUCGGCAGAGGGUGCUGACCCUCGAGCUGAAGUGCUCCAGCCUGGAAGUGAGAGCAGAGUACUUCAUGUGUUCGACGUGUUGGUUCAUGCUCCAUGGCCCAGGCCAGCUGCGGAAAUGCAACGUGGUCUUCCAGGCCCUCACCAAGCGGGUGCGCAUUGCGGAGGCACGCCAGCAGGAUGGCCAACGGGCACUGGAGGGCAGCCGACAUGAUCUCUGCCAGCUUGGGCAGCAGCAGCAACACUUAGCCAGCCAGUGCGAGGAGCUGCAGGAGAAGAACCAGACUCUGAACUCCACAGUGCUCAAGCUCUCCUCCCAAGUGGGUCAGCUUCAGGCUCGAGAAGAGGAGCUGAAGGCCAUGCUGAAGCUGAAGGACACAGACAUGACCGGGGCGACCAGCCGCAUCCUGGAGCUCACAGGCGGCUUCCGCAAGCUGGAGGCCGCUCUGGAGGAUUGCCGCUCACGGGAGGCCAAGGCGCUGAUGGAGGCAGAGAAACAGAGAUGUGGUCACAGGGAGGCCAAAAACGAGUGCCUCCGGCUCCGGGAAGAGCUGCGGGAGAAGAUCUCAGAGGGAGACACGCAGGGAGAAGAGCUGUCCCAUCUCAGACGAGAUAGCGAGCUGCUGAGGAGCCAGCUGUGUCUGCUAGGGGAAGAGGAGCGUAGAAAGGAAGAGCUUCUGGAGUUAGCAAGGUCCAAGAAGGAGCGUACAGAGUCACAGCUGCGCUGCCUGCGCCAGAUUUGUGAAAAUCAACAGAAUGACUUACAGCUUCUUCAGCUGAAUCUGGACUCAGCUCAGGAGGCUUUGCGACGCCAGGAGGAUGUGGGCCCGCUGGAGAGGCCAUCCAUGGACAUCUCUGAUGGGAUUAGGCAUGAGAAAUGCUUGACUCCAGGCUUGGCAGUAGCUGACUGCAGUGCAGCAAACAUGGAAUUGAUAUGUCAGGCUGACUUAAGCUUUCUGGACCUGAAAUGUUUGGACCUGUCCAAGAUUGUGCCUCUGAAAACAGAGGAGCAAGGGACCAUGGGAAGGCUCUGUCACGUCAAUGGCCCCGCCCAACCAGGGAGAGACUCUAGGGCCGACUUUGACACCCACCAAAGAACCAAACCCAGUCCUCCUGAUGACGAAAGGAAGCCUUGUUAUAAAGAGCACAGUUCCCCCACCGGCCGCCUUCAGCAGCUGCUGGCUCAGUCCCAGGAGAUGGUGGCCAGUCUGGAACACAAAACGUGGUGCCAGGCUUGCCUGAGUGAAGGCCCUGCAUGUGGCCACAGACACAGUCACUGUCAAAGCGGCAGUGGGGUUCCCAGGCAGGACAGCGGCCCCCAGGCAAGAAGCAGCCUUCCUGCCCCCCCACAUCAGGCAGGUGGCUGUCACCUGGCAGCAGCAAAGGUGCCAGGAUUGUGAGGGGUGUGUCCGCACCCCCUCACCUGUGAAGUGUGCAGGCAGUGCUGAUUCUGCGGGCAACUGUGAAUGAAGACUGGGAGCCACACCACCCCCCAACACAAAGCAGUAAUCAUCAUACCUGCUCACUGGGAUAGUAGCAAUACAAACACUGAAUAUAACAUGUUUACGCCAUAUUUAACGCUAAUCAGCUACCAUUAAUAUAACAGUAUUACAUUGAAAUAAUACCGUGAAGCAGAAGAGACCAGGGUAAUGUAUUAAUUGUACAAAUGCCCCGCACCUCGAUGACUGUGGAGACAAACCCACCCCAAGCUCUUUGUGGGAGUUUGCUUGUUCACCCCAUGUGCAAAUGGGUUUUCUCCACAUAUUCAGUUUCCUCACUCUAGAAAUUCUGUGGCUUGCCUCAUCCCCUGUGUUUCCUGGGAUAAGCUCCAAGCUCACUGCGAUCUUGCACUGGAUAUGCAGUGAAUUUUACUGCCCACAAAAUGUGUUGUAUGGCUGACAUGAAUAACGCAUGAUUGUUCAGGACAUUUUUAAUUCAAUAAGUUAAAUGAAGUGUAUAGAAUUUCAGCUGACUUUCCUGCACUGAGCUACACCAGCAGUUCCUUUAGGAAAGGAUAGCAGGGCUUUGUUAGGUCUCAUUUCAGCUGCACCACAAAUCUGCUGGGACACUGACGUGUAAAAUUUAAAACGAAAUGGAUUCUUUUUUUGGGGGGGAGAAGGGUGCUCUUCGUAUCUCUAUGUAAACCGGAUUUUUGAACAUAUUAUAUAUCAGUUUUUAAAUAAAUGUGUCACGUUAUAAUAUGACACAUUUUUCGCUGUACGUAACCUUUGUGUAUAGCCGUUAUAAUUUUUUUAAAUAUAAUUUUAUGGCAACAAAAAUGGCAUUAUUCUAUAGUAGCUCCAUAUGGUAAUUGUCUGAUUUUAUAUUAUUACCAUGCGUGUUUACUGACGAACGCUAAUGCCUCUAGAUCAGAUUCACAUAGACAUGAGCAUUGGAAAAAAAUGUUUCUUUAUAAGUGUGUUUAUAUGAUGGUUAUCGCUACAUAUAUUUGCAUUUCAACAAACCCGUACACAUUUUUCCAAAUAAAAUAUGUAUAUGAAUUGUU
Molecule: messenger RNA, 3021 nt
Organism: Paramormyrops kingsleyae
Lineage: Eukaryota; Metazoa; Chordata; Actinopteri; Osteoglossiformes; Mormyridae
Source: RefSeq, a predicted model, not a curated record